CCUAAAACUAGUGCUUAUCAAAUGUUUAUGUUUUUAUAGAUGCAUCACACCAUGGACCAAUUAGAUAUGUUAGAUCCGACAAGUUCAAUGACUGCAUUAGCUCCAAUUACAGAAACUCCUUUGACACCAACACAUCAACACUUGCAUGGAUCAUAUCAUAGUAUGAAUCAUAUGAUGAGCCAUCACCACCCCGGAGCGCUAAGUGGGCAUACGACGGGUCAUCAUGGACACUCUGCUGUACAUCAUCCCGUAAUAACAGCAGCAGUAGCAGCUGCGGGGCUUCAUCCUGAUACUGACACUGAUCCUAGGGAAUUAGAAGCAUUUGCAGAAAGAUUUAAACAGCGGAGAAUCAAAUUGGGUAAAAGAAAUAUCGUAUUAAAUGUCGUUAUACAAUUAGAAACAUUUCGACUUUAAAUAUAUUUUUAUUAAGCAAUUAAAACGAAAGUAAUUAACAUACCUACAGUGGCUCUCAUCUUAUUUUAUCCAACACUGCUUUAAAUUU
Molecule: messenger RNA, 502 nt
Organism: Teleopsis dalmanni
Lineage: Eukaryota; Metazoa; Arthropoda; Insecta; Diptera; Diopsidae
Product: inhibitory POU protein-like
Exons: 2
Coding region: 40-414 (124 amino acids)
Biological process (GO): regulation of DNA-templated transcription
Molecular function (GO): DNA-binding transcription factor activity
Source: RefSeq, a predicted model, not a curated record